GUGUCCGUAAAUGCGGCAUUCCCGAAACCCCUCACAUAAAAAUACUAAUACCCAUUAACGAAGGAUUAGAAUGCAUAGGCCAUUUCUUUUUCGUGAUACCUAGCCCCAUUCUCCCACAAUGUCUGGCAACGAAACCCAGUGUAACAACAACCUUAACAAUUUUCAACUUCAUCUAAUUAUCGUGGGUGCAGGACUCGCCGGCCUUGCCGCUGCCAUCAGCACGCGCCUUGAGGGUCACAGAGUUACUGUGCUAGAGAAAACUACCAAGUUAACAGAAAUCGGUGCCGGGCUCCAAGUUACCCCCAACGCAAGCCGUCUGUUUCAUCACUGGGGAGUUUUCGACGAGCUAAGUUAUAAGGCCGCUAUUCCUUCAUACUUAGCUGUACGGAGAUAUGACGGCACCCGCGUCCUAGCUCGCGAAGAUGAUUAUCAAAAGAAAAUACUGGAACGAUACGGCGCCCCGUUCUGGGACCUCCAUCGUGCAGACUUGCAAGAAGCGUUGGUGCGUCGUGCCCGCUCGCUUGGGGCCGAAAUUCAGCUCGGUGUUGAUGUUCAACACGUUGACUUCAAACGCGCUGCAGUAAUUACGCAAGACGGCCAAGUGAUCCAAGGUGAUCUAGUCCUCGGUGCGGAUGGUUUGUGGUCGCGAACGAGAAGCUCUUUACUGCAACAACAGCUAACACCGACGCCAACUGGAGAUCUGGCAUAUCGAAUUGUACUAAAUCUAGAAGACAUAAAUGAUCCCGAGCUACGAGACUUAGUGUCUAACCCGUCCGUCAACUUCUGGAUUGGUCCAGAGUCUCAUGUUGUAGGCUAUUCGCUCAGACAAGGCCGCAUGUACAAUCUCGUUUUAUUACGUCCUGAUGAUCUGCCGGAACACGUAAGCCGCCUGGCUGCUGACGUGGAUGAGAUGCGGAAACUAUUCGAGCCGUGGGACCCAAUCUUGAACAAACUACUAGCAUGUGUGGAUCGGGUGGAUAAAUGGAGGCUAAUGCAUAUCUCACCCUUGGAUACUUGGGUGAACGAUGAUGCCACAUUCCUACUUGCGGGCGAUGCAUGUCACCCAAUGCUCCCAUACCUCGCGCAGGGUGCCAAUUCCUCGCUAGAAGACGGAGCUGUCCUCGGUCGGUUGCUUAAAUAUGUAACUAGCCGCGACAAGCUGGCUCCUGCGCUCGAGCUGUAUCAGCAGCUACGAAAGACGCGAGGAGAGGCAAUCGCAAAGGAAGCAUUAGGACAGAGGGAUUCAUUUCAUCUGCCUGACGGUCCUGCUCAGGAGCAACGAGACGCUAUCUUCCUCGCAAGUAUGGGCAAGGAACCAACACCAAACUUCCCGAGCCGCUGGACCUGUCCCACAGUCCAGCCGUGGCUAUAUAGCUACGAUGCUAUGGUGGAAGCUGAUAAGGUUUAUGAGGCCAAUCCGUUCUGACUUUCGCAGAUUAGACACCUUCCAUACCUUAGGUACAUUUCUUCUCUUAUGCCACUUAACCUCCAAGGUGAUUUCCAUUGUGUUCAGCUUUUACUCUGGACGUUGCUUUAUAUCGGUUGGCUGUUAGAAAUAGAUGCAUGGUAUCACUUGCCGAUGGCACUUAUAACAUCUCUUUAGAAAGCAGGAAGUGCUUGUUGUUUAUUUAUUUUGGGUCGCACAAGUAGAAUCUAGGUGUCCUAUAGCCUGGGGGCUCGACUAGAUAUUAAAAUAGACCAACUCUUCAUUCCGACCCCAUCAAAUAACAUCCCUCGAAAGUUUCUUACUUGUUAUGCUUAUUUUUCUUUCUUGGCCGUCCACUCACGUUAAAAACCUCUCCACUCUUAGCCCAAUAAAUAUUAGUAUUUGUUGUUGAGCAUUGAGAAAUUGGGAUCGUAAGACAACACACUAAUACCUGUUAUGUCAUGAUUGAGUUAUCCUCUCAAGUUGCGUUUGCUUUAUCUUACCCAGAGCUGGGAUUUCCUAAGCCGAUCUGCAGGACGUUUUUGUUGCUACCUUAGGUACUCUAGGCCUGGGCGCCAGGAGCCAAUACAUCUUAAUCUUUUAUCUCGAGCCUCUCCAACCGAGCCA
This is a messenger RNA of Daldinia caldariorum, 2053 nucleotides long. RefSeq names its product putative monooxygenase. The record is from RefSeq and is a predicted model, not a curated record. Gene Ontology annotation, biological process: secondary metabolite biosynthetic process. NCBI's taxonomy places the organism in Eukaryota, Fungi, Ascomycota, Sordariomycetes, Xylariales, Hypoxylaceae. Bases 119 to 1426 code for a protein of 435 amino acids. The transcript has 6 exons. Gene Ontology annotation, molecular function: FAD binding; monooxygenase activity.